Canis lupus familiaris (dog) is the source of this 2973-nucleotide messenger RNA. It is a transcript of the gene EXOC3L2, whose product is annotated as exocyst complex component 3 like 2. Gene Ontology annotation, biological process: exocytosis; exocyst localization. Gene Ontology annotation, cellular component: exocyst. The record is from RefSeq and is a predicted model, not a curated record. Lineage: Eukaryota; Metazoa; Chordata; Mammalia; Carnivora; Canidae. Bases 173 to 2581 code for a protein of 802 amino acids. The transcript is spliced from 12 exons. Gene Ontology annotation, molecular function: SNARE binding.
ACUUGGAUUGGGGCAGGGGGCCAUGGAAAGGGAGGAGAUGAAGGAUUUAGGAGAUGGGAUUAACAGAAUUUGGGAGACUUCAAGCCCCAAGAGGGCAAGAACGGAUCUGCCUUGGCCACCGCUGUGUCCCCAGUGCCUGCACCGGGCAAAUACCUAGUCCCUGCCUGCCAAAAUGCCCAUCCUGAAGAGUCUAGGGGUGGCCGACUCUAAGGUGCCCCGGGCAGGGACCCUGCCCCUGAGGUCCUCCCGAAACCCCUUUGAGGAAGUUCCAGGACUGGAAGAAGAGGAGGUUGGGGAGCUGGGGACCCUGCCCAAUGGAACGUCUUGUCGCCGCCGGGCCACUCUGGAGAAGCUGGCUGGCCUGUCCCCCUUCCGGUUGGGCUGGACCCCUGGCAGGCGGGUAGGCAGCCCCGGAGAUGGGCCGCCCCGCUCUUUCCUGGGCCGCAUGCUGACGCCAGGGAUACGCAGGAGCUCUGCAGAUUUUGGCCUCCUGGCCAGGCUUCAGGGGACCCGAGCCCAGGGCGACGAGGAGGCGGCCGGGGAGGCUGCCCGGAGACUGGCCUUCCUGAGACUGGGACGCGGGCCCAAGCCCCACCGUGCGUCACUGGCUGAGAGGGUGGUGCCCGCAGGCGAGGCGGCCCCUGAGCCCCCGCCCAAGGUCCCUGAGCCCCCAAAGAUGAAGGAGCCUCUGUCAGUGCUGGAGAUCCUGAGCCUGAUCCAGCAGCGCGAGCUCGCCCGAGCCGACGAGCACAUCUUGGAGCUGGAGGCCGAGGAGCUGGCGUCGUCGGGGGGCGGCGCGCCCGGGCCUCCCGCGGCCGAGGGCGCGGGCGGCGGCCGCCGGGCGCGGGACGUGGCGCUGCUCUACGAGGCCCUGCAGCGCGAGCUGUGGGCGCUGGUGCGCGAGACGCUGGCGGGCCCCGGGCCGGGCGCGGGCGCCGGGGCGGGCGCCGUGGCGCAGCUGGGCCAGGUGCUGCUGCAGGAGGAGGCGGCCGACGGGCGCCGGGGGCCCGGGGCGGCCCGCAAGCUGCGCGUCCGCUGGGCCGAGGCGGUGGGGCGCGCGGCGCGGGAACGCCUGGAGGCGGCGGCGCCCGGGGCGCCCGGGGGCCUGGCGGGGCAGCUGGAGGCGCUGCGGGCGCGGCUGCUGGAGGAUAUGGGCGUCGUGCGGGGCCGCCUGGCGCCCGCCUACCCCGCCGGCCUGGGCGCCUUCGGCGUCUACCUGCGCGGCUACCACGGCGCGCUGGCCGAGUGGCUCGGGGCCGCCGCCCGCCGGAGGCUGCCGCUGGGCGACCGCUACGCGCUGCUGCACUGGCACAACCAGGUGUACCCCAGAGAGGUCCUAGGGCUGGUGGACCUGGUUGCCCUGGAGAAUGGAGAGCUCGGGCCCCUGCUGUCUCCUGGCACCCUGCGGGGCUUGGAGGAUGAAUGUGUCACAGACGUUAAGGCUCAGACACGAGCAGCCCUCCUUCGAGUGCUGCAGGAGAAUGAGGAGCACUGGGCGAGGACGGAGGACCGGCCCAGCAGCCUGGCACAGGACGUGUGUGAGCUGCUAGAAGAGCAUACAGAGCGAGCACCCCGCAUCAGCCAGGAGUUUGGGGAGCGGAUGGCCCACUGCUGCUUGGGGGGGCUAGCAGAAUUCCUGCAGAGCUUCCAGCAGCGGGUGGAGCGAUUCCAUGAGAAUCCAGGAGUUCGGGAGCUGCUACCUGACACCUACAUCAGCAGGACCAUCUCCCUGGUCAACUGUGGGCCCCCCCUGAGGGCUCUGGCAGAGCGCCUGGCCCGGGUGGGCCCUCCCGAAAGUGAGCCGGCCCGGGAAGCAGCAGCCAGCGCUCUGGACCGCGUGACCCGGCUCUGCCACCGAGUCCUGGCUGACCUGCUAUUCCAGGAGCUGCAGCCCUACUUCAACAAGUUGAUGCGCAGGAAGUGGCUGAACAGCCCGGAGGCCCUGGAUGGCAUCGUGGGCACGCUGGGCGCUCAGGCCCUGGCGCUGCGCAGGAUGCAGGAUGAGCCCUACCAGGCGCUGGUGGCCGAGCUGCACCGGCGGGCGCUGGUGGAGUACGUGCGGCCCCUGCUCCGCGGGCGCCUGCGCUGCCGCUCGGCACGGACCCGCAGCCGCGUGGCCGGGAGGCUCCGGGAGGACGCGGCGCAGCUGCAGCGGCUGUUCCGGCGGCUGGAGUCCCAGGCUUCGUGGCUGGACGCCGUGGUGCCUCAUCUGGCCGAAGUCCUGCAGCUGGAAGACACGCCCAGCAUCCAGGUGGAGGUGGGGGUGCUGGUGCGGGACUACCCAGACAUCAGGCGGAAGCACGUGGCGGCCCUCCUCGACAUCCGCGGCCUGCACAACACAGCCGCCCGCCAGGAGAUCCUGGCCGUGGCCCGGGACCUGGAACUGUCGGAGGGGGGAGCCCUGCCACCCCCUCGGGACCGCGCCUUCUUCUCCGACAUCUCCGUGCCCCGCCCACCCUUCUGCCUCGGCCUCCCUCCCUUCCCGGGCCGCCUUCCCCUCGGCCGGCUGGCCAGGCCUGGUUUGGCCUGUCUGCCCCGGCUUCGGCCUCCGUCCCCAUCGCGGCCCCCCAGCCAACGCUGAGACUCUAGCAGCCCCCCGCCUCACGGCCCCCCAUCUUUGCUGCUGACAAACCAUCCUCCUGUAUGGCCCCUUCUUGACUCCCUGCCUGGGACCGCAGAUCCUCCUAUUCCCCUCCCCUGCCCCCGGGAUGGAAAGAUCCUUGGUCUUCUGGGCCACCCCUACACUCCUGUGGCGAAGAGAAACAGGCCGGAGGGAGCAAGGACUUUCCCAAGGCCACGAAGCUCAUUCCCAGCACCAGCUCCCGGCCCAGUGUGUGGUGGGUGGCGUUCUGGAAGGCUCUACAGAAGUAUCCCAGGCUCCCCUCCCUUCCCCCUCACCUCAAGGUCUGGCCCCAGUCCAACGUAUUAAGGAAUGUACGAUACUUAGAAUAAAGAGGUUUCUAUUUAACACAA